AUGGCGAACACACCUGAACGUCAACGUCGAGCCUCGCUCCUCCAGGGUAUACUAGAGCCGCCUAGCUUGGUAAUUUCCGACGGAGAGGUAUCACCGUCAUCUGAUGGUGCAGCAGAUGAGGAGCAGCUGUAUAUCGACCAAGACGAUGCCCAAUCUAUCAUACAGCCGGCUUUAAGUCCUGCAGCAACGAGGCUCACCCUGCCGAAGACUCCUGCAGCAGAGAAGGUGGCAGCUUUGGAGCGGGUGCCAGGCGGAGGUCUGUUCAGUGUUAUCGAAGGCCCAAUCACUUCAGAGCCGGAUAGACUACAUCCAUUAGCAAUGGGUUCGACUAGGACGGCUUACCAAACGACCGGUACGAGGGCGCAAACGCGCCAAAGUAGAGGUCUCUCCUUAGGUCAACUUCCUUCAAGCCAUUCACCUAUGUACAGAUUUCCAUCGCCAUGGCAGUCGGGGCCAAAGCAGAUGGUUGUGCAGAAUGAGCCUAAUUCGAGACCAGCUCUAUCUGCUGUAUUUGGUCAAAAUAAUGGCCAUCGCCGUUCUUCGUCCGGGGGAGCGGAUGCGCUGAAGAGGAUACGGGAGGCUUUGCCGUCUAUGCCAUCCAUGCCAUCAAUUUCUUUGCCGUCAUUCUUUUCGGGACCAUCUUCGACGAAGAGUGUAGGGCUGGAUGCAAAGAAGACUAUUACUUCCAAUGAAAGCGCUACAUCGUCUCGACCGCCAACUCGGCCACGGGUAAUGCGGCGGUCAACUUCUGAUGAAUCCAUACUCUACCAUUCACUAUCUAGGAUGUCUUCCUUCGGUGAUGACGAUAGAUGGAAUGAUAUUAGAGAGCAGAAAAACAGCAGGCUCAAAGCUAUCACGGAUAGCUUGGACGUACCUACAUUCAAAUUACCUCAGUUUCCAAGUAUCAUUCCAGCUCCGCUCAAGAGAAAUUCAACACUAGGAUUCAAUCAGUCAGACUCGACUUUAUCAGGUACCACACGUACCUCUACAAUAUUCUAUGUCGGCCCAUCAAACAACAGCGAUACAAAUCUGUCGGAUCUGGAUCGUGCUUUGGAGUUAUUAACCGGCGAUAUUGUCAUCAUGGGUGGAUACCGUGGGUCUAUCUUAAGGUCUACCAGAACUAACCGUCAGGUCUGGGUACCCGUAAAGGUUGGGUUGAACAUUCGAAAAGUGAACUUGGAAGUUGGUUUGGAUCCCGAGGACGAGGAAAGAAUGGAAGAGACGAUAUACGCCUCCGGUAUGCUUAAAAACAUAGGUCCGGUUGAUAUCUCGAAGCGCUUGUUCAAGAGGUUGAGAGAAUGCGAAAAUGCUAGGUCGGGUAAACUGAGAGUGUGGGAUUAUGGCUGGGACUGGCGCUUAAGUCCUCAUCUACUUUCGCGCAAAUUGAUCGCCUUUCUCGAACAGCUGCCCUCGAACCAGGGCUCUAAUCCCUCCGAAGGCAGAGGUGCACUAGUCAUUGCACACAGUCUCGGAGGACUUAUUACUCGCCACGCCGUAAACCAACGGCCUGAACUGUUCUCGGGAGUAAUUUAUGCAGGGACUCCGCAACGAUGUAUAAAUAUAUUAGGACCGAUCCGCAAUGGCGACGCUGUACUCUUUAACGAAAAGGUCUUGACGGCGCAAGUUAACUUUUCGUUAAGGACGAGUUUUGUUUUCCUGCCGGAAGACGGCUUCUGCUUCAUAAAUAAGUAUACCGGAGAACAAUAUCCAGUCGAUUUCUACGACCCGCAACAAUGGAUAAAAUACAGCUUGAGUCCGUGUAUAGAACCAUCUUUACCCUCCUAUAAGUCUCGUUCCGGCGCACUCAGUUCCCUGAGAGAGCUCUCUGAGAGAUUACCGACACCAUUAAGGAGCCGAGGAAAUAGUGCGGCUAGCGAAUCUCGGUCGCCGACGCGCAAUCUAGUGGCCGAAGCGGUACGGAUGGUCGAGAUAUCUAACGACAGGACCCUAGCACCGCAAAUGGGAACGCUGCAUGGAGAUUCGAGCACAGCUCAUCAACAACAGCAGAAAAACCUUGACAACGACGCCGGGACACGCAACCGCAACCUUGCGUACCUAACACGGACGCUCGCCGAGAUCAAGCGAUUCCGGGCAGAGACCCAGCACCGGCCGGAGCACACGCAAGCCAAUGCAUACCCACCAUUGGCAGUUAUCUACGGCAAGGAUGUACCAACUGUGUGGGCGGCGAGCGUUACGUCACGCGAAGCAAUUGCGUGCGCGGAUGCAUACGACGACUUAGUUUUCCGCAGCGGCGACGGCGUCGUACUUGCCCGCGAGGCCAUGCUCCCUGAGGGGUAUGAGCUCGUACGUGACGGUCAAGUUAGUACUGAUAGGGGGCACAUUACCAUGUUAGGCGAUUUGGAUGCCGUCGGAAAGGCUUUGUUAGCAGUGAUAAGAGGUCGUCGGAAGGGCAUCGGACUCGAAGGUCCUGGAAGUUAA
Messenger RNA from Daldinia vernicosa, 2439 nucleotides. RefSeq lists its product as uncharacterized. The transcript has 2 exons. NCBI's taxonomy places the organism in Eukaryota, Fungi, Ascomycota, Sordariomycetes, Xylariales, Hypoxylaceae. Bases 1 to 2439 code for a protein of 812 amino acids. The record is from RefSeq and is a predicted model, not a curated record. Gene Ontology annotation, molecular function: triacylglycerol lipase activity.